This is a messenger RNA of Triticum dicoccoides, 1149 nucleotides long. RefSeq lists its product as uncharacterized. Bases 159 to 563 code for a protein of 134 amino acids. The transcript is spliced from 3 exons. The record is from RefSeq and is a predicted model, not a curated record. Lineage: Eukaryota; Viridiplantae; Streptophyta; Magnoliopsida; Poales; Poaceae.
GUGCCCGACGUGUCGCCUCUCCCCUUCCCUUCGCUCCCACUUCUCCCCCACCCCUCCAACCCAAACCCAUCUCAGCUCGUCCGUCCCCCUCGUCUUCGCCACUGGACACGACCGCAAACCCUAGGCGUCGCCGUCCUCCGAGGCCCCAAGAUCAGCUGAUGGAGCAGCUUGACCAAGAAGCCCAGUCCAGAGCUCACUUGGAGGAGGAGCUUGUCAAGGAGAGGCAGGCCAACGCUCUUUUGCAGGAGCAGCUUCGAAAGAAGAACGAAGAUGAAGCCGCGUACAAGCAGCAGAUAGCAACGCUCACGCAGAGGAAUCAAGCUGAAGCAAAGAAAAGCAAGAGUGACGUGGCCAAGCUCCAAGACGAGAUAAGGAAGCUCACUGGUGUUCUUAAGGCUAGGCAUGAGGAAGACAAGCUGAGCUGGGAGCGCAUUCAAGGCGUCUUGAAGGCUUGGGAUGAUCGCAAAGCUGCUCGUGAAGCUUCAACUUCUUCUGGUGACAAAGGACCAAGCAAGAAGAAUGCUGGAGCUGGGGUCAAGACUUCUCGAACAGGUGGCAAGUGAGGUUUACAGGGCAUUACAAGGAUUUGAUAGCAAACAGCUAGUACGUCAAGCCGGAGCCUUCACUCACUCAGCUUGGGUCAGCACUUCAUUUGUUUCCCAAGGAGGGUCAUCAGCGAGUCCGCUCUCCCCAAGGUAGUUAAAAGGCAUAGGUACGCAUUCCCCUGCACCAAUGUACCGAAGCAUUUUACCUUUAAUCACUAGAUGGGCUCGAGCCAGGGUCCUAUUUUCAUUCUCCAUGACUUCAAAGCUGCUUCUCUUUAUCAAUGAGGAUCAACGUUGUGAGGAUUCAAGCCUGAGGCUGCUUUGGUGGUGCGGAUUUGUCUCCACAGGCGUUGAUCUCCUUGUAAUAGGUCUAGUCUGCUUGUUGAUGCCUGUUUUGCUUAGGUGACACUCCUGUUGUGCGCCUCCCUCCUGCUGGCUUUUGUUUAGAGGGCUUAACUCCUGCGUUGGAUGCUGGAUCUUAUUACUUUGGGCUUUGUUAGUUAGCUGUUUGCUGCGUUUUUCGUUUGUGUUUGUAGUUCUCAUGACUUGCAGCUUGCUGCUUGGUUUCCCUUAAUGGAAUUCGGAGGGGGAAACCCUUUGAUAC